UGUGUCAUCAUAGGAGGACUUGGUGUCUGUAUUGGUAGAUAUUAUCAUCAUGUGAUCUGUUCAGAGUCUGUGCGGCUUGUGGAUGGAGCUGGUCUCUGCUCUGGGAGAGUGGAGGUGAAGUCCAAUCAGUCCUGGGCCUCAGUGUGUGAAGCUGACUUUGACCGGCAGGAUGCAGAGGUAGUCUGUAGGGAUGUUGGCUGUGGGGCUCCUGCAGCUCUACAGGGGGGGCUCUAUGGAGAAGGUGAGGGUCAGACCUGGGAUAAAGAGUUCCAGUGUAAAGGUAAUGAGUCCCUUCUCCUGGACUGUGACACCUCAGACAGAGAGAACAACACCUGCCUACCUGGUAAUGCUGUUGGACUCACCUGCUCAGAGCCUGAUGAUGUGAGGCUGGUGGGAGGAGGCAGUCGCUGUGCUGGUGGAGUGGAGUGGUACGACCAGGGAGAGUGGAGGACUGUGGGAACUGAGUACGGGGACCAGGAGGGUGUAGCUGCAGUAGUGUGUAGACAGCUGGGUUGUGGCUCCACUGUUUCAGUACUACCUGGAAACACCACUGUAGGGUUUAGAGUUUUCUGUUCUGGGUCUGAGUCUUCACUGAGGGAGUGUUUUAGAAGUUAUGAUCUCCUUCCUGGACUCACAGUGAUCUGCUCAGAUCUCCUGGUCCAGCCUGAUAUCUUCCUGACUGACCCAAUGGGAGGGGUCUUCAGGGGCCACCAGGGGCCUGAGAUGUUCAGGGGCUACAACUUCACCAUCACCUGCUCCACUCAGCCACAGUACCCAGGAGGCUCCUUCCUCCUCACGUUCACCGGCUCCAACAGAACCCAGACCCAGCCAGCUGUCAAUCACUCUGCUGCCUUCCUCUUCCCUGCUGCAGAUGACUCCCACCAAGGGAACUACAUCUGUGUUUAUGACAAUUAUGUUUUCUCUCAUAAUUUCUCCUCUGAGAGUGAGCUCCUCUCCCUCACCAUCACAGCCUCUCCUCUGCCAGCCUUCAUCAUCAGACACGUUGUAGUGCUGCUUAUCCUACUGACAGCCAUCACCACCUCCUACCUGUACUACAAGCCCACCAGGAGGCAGAAGAGAGUGAACAGGGUGAGCAGCAUGGAUCUUUAUGUCAAUGCCAUGGAGAUGGUCUCUGAGCUCCAGAGCUGAAGCUGGACCGGGAGAGGAGAGAGCAGCCCAG
Oncorhynchus gorbuscha (pink salmon) is the source of this 1180-nucleotide messenger RNA. Its product is annotated as scavenger receptor cysteine-rich type 1 protein M130-like. NCBI's taxonomy places the organism in Eukaryota, Metazoa, Chordata, Actinopteri, Salmoniformes, Salmonidae. The transcript has 6 exons. The annotation marks the transcript as partial. The record is from RefSeq and is a predicted model, not a curated record. Gene Ontology annotation, cellular component: membrane.